Molecule: messenger RNA, 600 nt
Organism: Mercenaria mercenaria
Lineage: Eukaryota; Metazoa; Mollusca; Bivalvia; Venerida; Veneridae
Exons: 4
Coding region: 1-486 (161 amino acids)
Source: RefSeq, a predicted model, not a curated record
AUGAAGUCUGUAUCAAGACAACAUAUAGAUGCUGCAGACAGGGAUGAUUCAAGAAAUGUUACUUGGUUCAAAUAUUUAGAUACUUUAGGUGGAGAUGACCCAAGUUAUGCUAGCUUGAUGGACUAUUUAGCUGCUGGAAAGCAGAACAGGUAUUUGUAUGAGAAUUUCACUGUUUCUUCUAAAAAAGGGGACGUCAUUAAAUCGCUUGAUGGUGUGGACCUGUAUAUGCAAAGUCGAUUUAUGGCAAAAUACCUGGACACGGAAACUACACAUUAUCUCAGAGAUAGUGCAAGUUUCCUUGCCGAGUUUGGACCAGAUGUUGCAGCACUUCAUAGUGAUCCGGUUGAUCUGCUUUUGCCUUCUGGCAAAACAGUUGUGAAAACAGUGAAAAAGGAUUUCAGUCUAUUCCCGAGGGACUGGUUAGACAAUUUCUCCAAGCCUGUGAUAAACACAGUUUCUACUAUAAUCGUCAUCUUAAAGCCAUAAGGAGGAAUGUUAACGGAAAUUAUAUACUCACGUUUCAGCCAACGGUGACAACAGCUGGAGUAACUACGGAUGACAAGGUUAAUUGGAUAUGUUCAUGCCGUAGCAUUGUGAUUC